Molecule: messenger RNA, 1602 nt
Organism: Frieseomelitta varia
Lineage: Eukaryota; Metazoa; Arthropoda; Insecta; Hymenoptera; Apidae
Product: phosrestin-2-like
Exons: 5
Coding region: 36-1103 (355 amino acids)
Biological process (GO): signal transduction; G protein-coupled receptor internalization
Cellular component (GO): cytoplasm
Molecular function (GO): G protein-coupled receptor binding
Source: RefSeq, a predicted model, not a curated record
GAGAACGUCUCGAUUUUCUAUUGCAGGAGGCGUUAAUGAAGAGAUUAGGUCCAAAUGCUCACGCGUUCACCAUGGAGAUCACGCCGUUAGCACCCCCAUCGGUGCAGUUGGUGCCUGCGAAGGAGUACAAUGGCGCACCCAUUGGUACCAGCUACGACGUCAGAGCUUACGUAGCUGAUCGCGCGGAUGAGAAGCUGCAUCGGAGAACGACCGUCAGGAUGGGCAUCCGUGUCAUCCAGCGAACCACGAAGCCGCCGCUGCCAGCUACCAACACGCACAGCGUGCCAGUGUCAGCGAGUCCUUCUCCUGGAUUCAGAGGCCAGGCUUGUAAAACAAGGGUCUCGUUCAUGGAGAAUGAAAUCGCAGAGGACGAGGAGAACGCAGGGCCACACGCUACAGUGGAGAAACCGUUCUUAUUAAGCGACGGUCGGGUGAGUUUGGAAGCACGAUUAGACCAGGCGUUCUACGCUCACGGAGAUUCAAUCACCGUUCACGUCAACAUCAAUAACAACAGCAGUAAAACUGUAAGGAGGAUCAAGGUCUUCAUCGUGCAACACGUGGACGUGUGCAUGUUCAGUAAUGGUAAAUUCAAGAACGUGGUGGCUUUGCUGUCCUCGCAAGAAGGAUGUCCUAUAGGCCCUGGAGCAUCGCUAAAGAGAAGCUACACGCUUCGACCGAUUAAAGGCUCGACAAAAAAUUGGAUUGCUUUGGAAGAUAGUUACACGAAAGGGGAAGCGACACUGGCCUCGACCGUCGUUUGCCCUGGAAACGGUCCAGAGGACAGAAACGUUUUUGCCAUAUAUGUUUCCUACUAUGUGAAGGUAAAGCUAUUAAUCUCGACAAUGGGCGGAGAAGUGUCCCUCAAGCUGCCGUUCACGUUAAUGCACAGCAAUACGGAUCCGGAUUUAGCAGGCUUUCCAUCGCCAGUCAGAGAACCAAAAGUUUUGGGGAAAACGAGCGAAGAGAUCACAGAGAAUCUGCAGGAAGAUAAAGGGCAUAAGUACAAGGGGAUCAAAUUGGAGCCGAUUAAGGAGAAGCUAAAAGAGUCCAAAGACAUUGACGUUGAUCUCAUAGAACAUUACGAGGAGAGUGACAGCACCUGAGACCAGGUGGAAACAACCGACGCGUCGUCACGAACAUCGACGAAGAAUAACAGUGGCGCGAGAAACAUGAAAACUUCGAAUCACAAACACUGUAAACUGGGUUUCGACAUACAGAGAGCUUGGUGUUGCUUUAGAAGAGCUUCUUAGUAACGCGAAAAGGGAAGGAUCGUUUAACGAAAUUGUCGAUCACAAUGUUUUCAUUCUAACUCUGGAAAAAGAAUUAUUAUCUCUUAGUAAUUAAUAAUUGACGAUUGAAGUUUCGAUGAGCGGUGUCAUUCGAAUGUGAAACUAGUUCAUUAAAUUUUAAGUACUUGGGUAUUGUUUUAUUUUUUCUUCCACGAACAUCGUGUAUACAGGUAGCUCGCGAAUUUAUUAAUCAGCGUUUUUCUUAUAAACCGUAAGUAUGAGAAACAAAUGAAACAGAAAAAAGUAAUACUGUGAUGAAAUAUUUUUGUAUUUGCACCAAAUUUUUUAAAAUGAAAGUAAUCUUCAAUUUUUU